Molecule: messenger RNA, 503 nt
Organism: Dentiscutata erythropus
Lineage: Eukaryota; Fungi; Glomeromycota; Glomeromycetes; Diversisporales; Gigasporaceae
Source: the annotation of a GenBank genome assembly
GGAUUUCUAAUGGUAGCAAAGUAGUCUAUACCAUAACUAGAGAAGAACCAGAUAAUUCAUUUUCAACCCUUUUUAGUGCAAUAAUUGCUGCAUAUAAUUGGAAUUCAAAUUUAUUUGAUACAUGGAGAUUUUGGCCUAUCAUCAUAAUUGGUGUGGUUGUAAUAUAUUAUUGCUUAAUUACUAUACUUUGUAAUAAUAAUAAUACUUCUAAAUUCAUUAAAAGUGCGGCUUUUGAGAAUGCUAAUAAAAAUGGAAAACGUGCUGUUCUCGGCUUUCAAAGUAGAUUGAUUUAUGAUUAUGCAAAUCUUGAAGGUUCUGCUUUUACUUCAAAAAAGAGUGAAUUUGUUUCCAAGGCUAAAGAUAAGUUUAGGGAAUCAACUCCAAUGUAUUUGGAUGCUGAAAGUCAAAUACAUACUGAACAUAAUAACAAAUUUUUUAUUAAUAAUGAUGAUAUGAAAUCUAUUUUGGCUUCAGACAAUGACGAUAAGGUUACACAGAGUUGA